CUAUGGCGUCUUUUCAUCAUUUAGUCGCAUAAAGACAAUAUCCCAAGCACUUUAGUUUUUAUUCAUUUCAUAAACAUUCGAUUGAACUAUAACCGAAAUCAAUAUGAGUUUCUCCAGUGAUGAAGUAAACUUUUUAGUUUAUCGCUAUUUACAAGAAUCAGGCUUUCAUCAUUCCGCAUACACGUUCGGCAUCGAAUCGCAUAUCUCUCAAAGCAAUAUAAAUGGUGCGCUCGUGCCACCAGCUGCAUUGUUGACCAUUUUGCAAAAAGGUUUGCAGUACACAGAAGCUGAAAUCAGUAUUGGUGAAGAUGGUACAUUGAAUCGUUUAACCGAAGGUUUAAGUUUAAUCGAUGCUGUAAUGCCAGAGAUAAAAAGUCAAAAGAUUGCGCCAAAAGUUGAGAAUAUAAAAACCGAACCGACAAAAACCGAACCACUGGCACCGUCCGAAAUUAAUGGCGAAAAAACACCAGCUGCAACAACGACACCAGCCCAAGAAGAAACAAUGGAUGUUGAUCAAAGUAUCGAAAUUCCAGCGUCAAAGGCGACCGUUUUGCGUGGUCACGAAAGUGAAGUGUUCAUAUGUGCAUGGAAUCCAACAACAGAUCUGUUGGCCAGUGGUUCUGGUGAUAGUACGGCACGUAUUUGGGAUAUGUCCGAUAAUUCGACCAGUCCAAAUCAAUUGGUAUUGCGUCAUUGCAUUCAAAAAGGCGGCACCGAAGUGCCGAGCAACAAAGAUGUCACGUCAUUGGACUGGAAUUGCAACGGUACAUUGUUGGCAACUGGUAGCUACGAUGGAUAUGCUCGCAUUUGGACGACAGAUGGUCGUUUGGCUGAUACAUUGGGUCAACAUAAAGGGCCAAUAUUUGCAUUGAAAUGGAACAAAAAAGGAAAUUAUAUUCUGUCAGCGGGUGUUGAUCGUACGACAAUAAUUUGGGAUGCAGCGACCGGUCAAUGUGCUCAACAGUUUUCGUUUCAUAUGGCACCCGCAUUGGACGUUGAUUGGCAAACAAAUAAUUCAUUCGCAAGUUGCAGCACUGAUCAACGUAUUCAUGUUUGUAAAAUGGGCGUUGAUAAGCCAAUAAAAUCGUUCCAGGGUCAUACAAACGAAGUGAAUGCCAUCAAAUGGGAUCCACAAGGUCAAUUAUUGGCAUCAUGCUCUGAUGACAUGACAUUGAAAAUUUGGUCAAUGAAACAAGACAAUUGUGUGCACAAUUUCGAGGCCCAUUCAAAAGAAAUCUACACAAUUAAAUGGUCACCGACCGGAGCCGGUACACAAAAUCCAAAUAUGAAUUUGAUUUUGGCGUCGGCAUCAUUUGAUUCAACCGUUCGUUUAUGGGACGUUGAACGCGGCGCUUGCAUUCACACGCUCACCAAACACACUGAACCCGUUUACUCGGUUGCAUUCAGUCCCGAUGGUAAAUUCUUAGCGUCGGGAAGUUUUGAUAAAUGCGUACACAUAUGGAGCACACAAAGUGGACAACUUGUGCACAGCUACAAAGGUACCGGCGGCAUUUUUGAAGUAUGUUGGAAUUCACGCGGCAGCAAAGUUGGUGCCAGUGCAUCAGAUGGCAGCGUUUUUGUAUUGGACAUGAGAAAAUUAUAAAUUGUGGCACAAUUCUUGUUGAUUAUAAGGCACACAUUGAUUUUUGAUGACAACAAAACGCCGGUGACAAUUUAUCCAUACAUGCAUGAUUUAAACAAAACAAACGACAAAUAUUUUAUGUAUAUUAGAUGUUAAGAAUGCAAGAGAUACACGAAGAAAUUAA
Messenger RNA from Contarinia nasturtii (swede midge), 1766 nucleotides. It is a transcript of the gene ebi, whose product is annotated as F-box-like/WD repeat-containing protein TBL1XR1. The transcript has 4 exons. The coding region runs from base 104 to 1603 and encodes 499 amino acids. The record is from RefSeq and is a predicted model, not a curated record. Gene Ontology annotation, molecular function: transcription corepressor activity; protein binding. NCBI's taxonomy places the organism in Eukaryota, Metazoa, Arthropoda, Insecta, Diptera, Cecidomyiidae. Gene Ontology annotation, cellular component: histone deacetylase complex. Gene Ontology annotation, biological process: regulation of transcription by RNA polymerase II.